AGUACACGGACGCUUCUGGAACAGAAACAACUACUCAUACGACAACUGCAAAGCAAAUCACAUGGCCUCACCACCAUAAUGGAGCAGAUGCGAGAACGUUUGAAGAUUUUGAGUACCGAGAAAAUAUCGGUGGACCGAGCGUUGGAUCAAUUGAAGCUGCAACUCUCCGGGCUACAAACGCGUUCUGCACAGCAAGAUGCUGAUUUGCUCACUCAACGCGAACUGAUAACGGAAUUGGAGACGCAGCUAACUGAGCGAGUUGCCGAACUGGAAAAACUGCAACCCAGGGUGGCGGAGUUGGAUGCGUGUAAACAGAGAGUGCACCAUUUGGAAGAUGAAGUCAAGCACUGGCGCACUCUGUCUCAGGAACAGGAGACCAGUCUCUCCGAAAUGGCGGCUGUUGUUAGCUCCAGCAAGCUGGAAGCGGACUCCUUGCGUGAGUCUCACAACGCACUCACGGAUGCUCAGUGGGCAGACGAUUCUGUGGUACCAAAUUGCCUACAGUGCAACGCCGCCUUCAGUGUGAGCCGUCGUCGGCACCACUGCCGCAAUUGUGGUCUCAUAUUUUGUCACAACUGCUCCUCUAACGCGAUGUCACUUCCAAGUUCUGCCAAGCCGGUUCGUGUGUGCGACAAGUGUCAUGCCCUGCUUUUGCUACGGUACGCGGCAAAAUCCUGACUUGUCUCCACUACCCCCAUGGCCCCGCCCCGCUGUGUUCCGCUUAUGUGCACAUACUGCCCUUUCUUUUGUUUGUGUUUUUUCUUUCCCGUUUAUUUUUCCACGCAUUUGUACAACAGUUGCAAACUGUGAUGAUGUUUUUCCACAUUCGUUUGUUCUCUCUAUGUUACACGGUCG
Molecule: messenger RNA, 855 nt
Organism: Dicrocoelium dendriticum
Lineage: Eukaryota; Metazoa; Platyhelminthes; Trematoda; Plagiorchiida; Dicrocoeliidae
Source: the annotation of a GenBank genome assembly